Phlebotomus argentipes is the source of this 1428-nucleotide messenger RNA. RefSeq names its product RNA-binding protein FUS-like. Gene Ontology annotation, cellular component: chitin-based extracellular matrix. NCBI's taxonomy places the organism in Eukaryota, Metazoa, Arthropoda, Insecta, Diptera, Psychodidae. Gene Ontology annotation, molecular function: structural constituent of chitin-based larval cuticle. The coding region runs from base 205 to 1428 and encodes 407 amino acids. The transcript is spliced from 9 exons. The record is from RefSeq and is a predicted model, not a curated record.
UCAUCGCUUUUUCGCACUUCUUCCACCCACACCUGCCCUAGGGAAGAGCUUUUCCCACUCAUCCUCUGCGAUCACCACCGGCAGAUCCAUUUGGAUAUACUAUCUCCGAGUGAUUUCCCAAAUAAUUGUGAUCUGUGCUCAAAUUUCCACCCUAAAAUCCCAGUGAUUUUCACCAUCUCUCCCUUCGUUCGCGAGGAAUUAACCAUGAAAGUUAUAAUCGGAUUACUGGCCAUCGCCUCGAUCGCAUCUGCCCAAAUCCGCGGAAUCGUGCCGAGUCGAGAUGCCAACGCCGUCAUCUUGAAGCACAUCUAUGAACCAAAUCCCGAUGGCUCGUACGUGUACAGUUACGAAACCAGCAACGGCAUCCGCGCCGACCAGCAAGGCUUCCUCAAGAAUCCCGGCACUCCCGUCGAGGCGCAGGUCAUGCAAGGCUCCUACUCCUACACGGGCCCAGACGGCGUCGUCUACACCGUGAAGUACAUCGCCGAUGAGAAUGGCUUCAGAGCAGAAGGAGCGCAUCUCCCAGUUCCGCCACCUCCGCUCCGGAACGUCCCCAGAUUCGGUUCUCGUGCUGAAAAGUUGCUUUCGAAACUUACCGAAAUGAAAGUGUUGGUUUUGCUGUGCGCUCUCUUCCUUGGGUGCUUCCUCUUCGUCAGUUCGUAUCCACUGGAGGAAGUCAACAGCGGAAAUGCAGUGCCUGAAGGUCAAGAUUGGCUGCUUGAAGCACUUCAAGACGAGGAUACGAAUCUUCGCUUGAAAAGAUCACCUUAUGGAUAUGGAGGUAAAGAUUUACUUUCAAAUGCUUCAAUGAGGACAUCAUCACCACCAUCACCACGGCCACCAUCAUCAUGGGCAUCAUCAUCAUCAUGGGCACCAUCAUCACCAUGGAUGGGGCCAUCAUCGUGGACAUCAUCAUCACCAUCACCACCAUCAUGGAUACUACGGAUAGAGAGUUUUUCUAUUAUCGUGGUCGUUGUGGCCCUCGUGGCGCUCGUGAGCGCACAAGAGCAGCAGGACACCAACAGACAGGCUGACGAGACUCAGGAAGUCGCCGUCCAGCAGGAUGCUAGUGACGAACAGGCGCGCAAGGCUCGUGGAAUCGGCUUCGGGGGCGGCGUUGGACUUUAUGCUGGCGUCGGAAUCGGUGGAUUCGGACACGGAGGAUAUGGAGGACACUACGGAGGGUACGGCCGGCCAUACGGAUACGGAGGAUAUGGAGGAUAUGGCGGAUAUGGCCAUCACGGUCACGGAUAUGGUGGAUAUGGCCAUCACGGCGGUUAUGGUGGACAUUACGGAGGAUAUCACGGUGGUCACUAUGGAGGAUACCAUGGCGGAUAUGGUCACGGAUACGGAGGACAUCAUGGCGGUUACGGUCACGGAUACGGAGGACAUCAUGGCGGUUACGGUCACGGCCACGGUUUCUUCUAA